This is a messenger RNA of Cylicocyclus nassatus, 1176 nucleotides long. Lineage: Eukaryota; Metazoa; Nematoda; Chromadorea; Rhabditida; Strongylidae. The record is from the annotation of a GenBank genome assembly.
AUGGACAACCCUAAGGUUCAAUCGCAUUUACUUUUUGGAUUAUUCACAACACAAAAAAGAUCAGCCAGCACAAACUGCUGUAAGUUAGCAGAGAUUGUUUAUAUCAUGAUCGAAGUAAAUCUAUUGUGUUCUGAUUUAUAUGAUUUGACACCAAACACUAAUAAGAGCGAUGGUACAGAUAAUACAAGCAUGGAUAUCGAAGCAUUCAAGGUAAUCUUGUCAAUGGCAAUGCAUGCUAUAUGUAUCCUAUGUUUCGUGGUAUGUCUAAUGGCAAGUAAUGUUGCAGUGUGCAUGAAAUUGCUACCUCCUAUAGUGAUUCUCACAGUUUUGAUAUUUAACAUAAUCUUCAAUAUUGCUGGUGCAUUACCUCUAUGGCUUCAUAAAGCGCCAUACUGUCGUGGAGGAUUUUCCCAUUCGAUAAGAGGCUCUGCGGUUAUGUCAACCGUAGCAUUGGCAUAUAACGUCGGUCUUGCAAUAUUAUACUGUGCUUCUCCAUCAAUUCGCAGAAGGUCAAGUAGAGAAAGAUAUUUGCUAAAAGAUGAAAAAGCAGAACUUGAGAAAAAUAAAGCAGGAAAGAAGGAAGUCAAACCCAAAAAAGGAUCUAAACAGGCCAGUGAAGAUGUCGAAAAACCGGCUGAGUCUUCUGAUUUACAGGAGAGCCAUGACCAAAUUAAACCAAGUGGAGUUGAUUUGAAAAAACCAGCGCCUUCUCCGGAUUCGCAGGACACUCGUGAGCAAAAUAAAGCGAGUGAAUCAAACGUAAAAAAAUCGACCGGGUCUUCUGACUUGCAAGAAAGUCGUGACCAAAAUAAACCAAGUGACGCAAACGUGAAGAAACUAACCGCGUCUUCUGAUGUGCAAGAAAGUCGUGAGCAGAAUAAACGAAGUUCGAAAUCAUCAAGGCAAAAAAAGAGCGCGGGUGAACAAGGAGGUGCUGAGACAGAUGAACUGCCGCAAAAGAAAUCCAAAGACAAACGGAAUUCAAAGUCACCAACGCAGAAAAAGGGCGCGGGUGAACAAGAAGGUGCUGAAGACGAAAUACCGGCAAAGGAGUCCAAAGACAAAGAACACAAAGUUGUCAAGGCAGCUCAAGUCAAAACGAAAGCUAAUCUGAGAGCUAUUGGAAUGAAGAAUAUCAUAAGCAUCGAAAAAAUACUCUACACUAGCUGCAAAUAG